Molecule: messenger RNA, 918 nt
Organism: Pieris napi
Lineage: Eukaryota; Metazoa; Arthropoda; Insecta; Lepidoptera; Pieridae
Gene: Arl2
Product: ADP-ribosylation factor-like protein 2
Exons: 4
Coding region: 170-724 (184 amino acids)
Biological process (GO): protein folding
Cellular component (GO): microtubule cytoskeleton; cytoplasm
Molecular function (GO): GTP binding; GTPase activity
Source: RefSeq, a predicted model, not a curated record
CUCUUUGGUCCUGUCACCUGUGGUUAAAGUGGUUUUGACUAAUGAUUAAACCAAGAUUCCACAAUUUUGAGGAAGUAAAGAAGUUUAAAAGCUUUGAUCUUUUAUGUGUGAAGUGUUAUGCCCGAUUGUUUUUGUUAAAAUUGAAAUUUUUAGGCUAAAACAUUAGACAAUGGGUUUUUUAACUAUACUAAAAAAACUGAGACAGAAAGAAAAAGAAAUGAGAAUACUGAUGCUAGGCUUAGACAAUGCAGGCAAAACUACCAUACUUAAACGAUUUAAUGGUGAACCCAUUGAUACAAUAUCACCCACUUUAGGCUUUAAUAUCAAGACUUUAGAACAUAAGGGAUAUAAAUUGAAUAUUUGGGAUGUUGGUGGACAGAAAUCUUUAAGAUCAUACUGGAAGAAUUAUUUUGAGAGCACAGAUGGUGUAGCAUGGGUAGUUGACAGUGCAGAUCCCCGACGACUUGCAGACUGUGUGAGAGAGUUACAUUCACUUCUUAGAGAGGAAAGGCUUUCAGGAGCUACACUUCUUGUACUUGCCAAUAAAUCAGACCUGCCUGGAGCACUUUCCUUGCAAGAAAUCAGGGAGGUAUUAGAUUUGGACAGCAUUAAAACUCACCAUUGGCGCAUAGUGAGGUGUUCUGCCGUGACUGGAGAAAACCUUCUUGAGGGCAUGGAUUGGAUGCUGGAUGAUAUUGCUUCUAGGAUAUUUACACUUGAUUAGUGGCUUGAAACUUUUAAGCAACAUUAUUACUAUGCUUCUAGCCAUGUUAUAAAAAAAUAUUUUAACAAAUAUUCUAAGCUUAGAAUAUUGUUGUUAAAAAAGAAAUAACAUUUUUUUAUCUUUUAUCACAAUAGUCUGCACACUAUGUUGGUAUUAAAAAAACUCAUUACAAUAAUAAAACUAACUGACUAAUA